UUUUAUGACUCCAGUAGCCUAGGUUGAAAAGCAUUUGGUAUGAUCGAGUAUCAUCAAGAGAACGCCUAGGCAUAUCUUUAUUCUAUGCGAAAUAGGCAUAUCUGUAUUCUAUGCGAAAUAGGCAUACCUUUAUUCUAUGCGAAAUAGCUAGAAAGAAGAGAAUAGCUUCAUCCACCUCAUCUAAGGAAUGGCAGACAAGGUGCUCUCCAAUGCUCGGAAGACAUUCAUAGACAGUGUGACGAAGCCAGUGAUCAAGCAGCUCCUGGAUGACCUUUUGGAGGACAAGGUGCUGAACGAUGAAGAGACAGAAUCAGUGAUGGAGGAGAACAGCACUAGGGCAGAGCAGGCACGAUGCCUUAUCGAUAUGGUGCGGAAGAAAGGGAGCAAAGCCAGUGAGAAGAUGAUUGCCAGAAUUCAGGAGKGAGAUCCUGUACUUUAUGACAAAAUUAGUCUGCCCCCCAGGCAGCCUGCCCAGAUGACACCAUCAUCGCCCCAGUUAUCACAGCAGGAGGAGCACCAGGUGUCCUCUGACCUCAUCCCCAGCACAAAGGACUUUAAGAAGGACAUUCUUCAGAGGAAGGGUAACGAGAUUUACCCUCCAAWGGAUAAGUCUGGUCGGAAGCGRCUGGCCCUGCUCAUAAACAACGUGGAGUUUGAUGAUAAGAYCAUGCUGAGACGAGGMGCAGWGAAGGACGAGGAGAACGUGGAGAGGCUUCUCAGGGAUCUGGGAUAUGAUGUGGUGAAACACAGAAACCUGUCUGGACAGGAGAUGGACGAGGCUGUGAAAGCGUUCUCUAAACGUGAGGAACACUUACUUUCGGACAGCGUCUUCGUGGUGAUGAUGUCUCAUGGGCAGCUGGGAGCCAUCAUGGGUGUCCAUUACAAGGAAGGGGACCCUAAUCUUGACAUCUUCCCCAUCAACAACAUCUUCACACACCUGAACACAGAGAACUGCAAAGCACUGAUUAACAAACCCAAAGUCAUCCUCAUCCAGGCCUGCAGGGGAGGCAAGGAUGGGUCUGUUUGGGUCAGUGACACAGUGCCUGGGUCCAGCCUUGACCAGGGGUUAGAGAGUGACUCAAUCAGGAGGGAGCACAAAGAGAAGGACUUCAUCUCCCUCCUGUCCUGCACACCAGAUACUCUGUCCUACAGAGAUCCAAAGAUGGGCACCUUAUUUGUCCAACACAUCAUGAAGACAUUCAACACCUAUGCAUGUGAUGAUCAUAUAGAAGAAUUGUUCAGGAAGGUCAUGGGACGCUUUGAAGAUUUCCCCAGACAGAUGCCGACCAAAGACAGAGCCACUCUAACAAAGCACUUCUACCUCUUCCCAGGCCUCUGAGAAGUUGUGAUGAUUUAUUAAUUGUACUGUAAUCACAAUGGAGGAAUAAGGGAGGAGCAUAUUUUCUGUUAUUUUGUAUGAAAGUGUUUGGUAUACACUCCUUUUAAGAUCAUCACCAGUAUGUUUUAAAUGUAUACCUAUGAUGAACCUUUUAACAUUAUUUUAUCUACAAAUAAUUUAUAAUCUGCAAAUUAUAAUAUCCUUCUGUAGAGCUACUGGGUAGCCUAUGUAGUCUUGUUCCAGCCCUGCUCUAACACACCUGAUUCGGCUAAUCAACAUAAAGAUGUGUUAGCGGUGUGUUAGAGCAGAGCUGGAACAAAAAUGUAUUGGGUACUAGGUUACCCAGUAACUCUCCAGGAGGAAGAUUGGCCACUCCUGUUUUAACAUUUGGAAGAUAAGUAAAAUAAGUCUCUUUGACAAAAGCA
Salvelinus sp. IW2-2015 is the source of this 1764-nucleotide messenger RNA. Its product is annotated as caspase a. Gene Ontology annotation, molecular function: cysteine-type endopeptidase activity. Gene Ontology annotation, biological process: proteolysis; regulation of apoptotic process; regulation of inflammatory response. The record is from RefSeq and is a predicted model, not a curated record. Gene Ontology annotation, cellular component: IPAF inflammasome complex; NLRP3 inflammasome complex; AIM2 inflammasome complex. Lineage: Eukaryota; Metazoa; Chordata; Actinopteri; Salmoniformes; Salmonidae.